Molecule: messenger RNA, 444 nt
Organism: Paramecium pentaurelia
Lineage: Eukaryota; Ciliophora; Oligohymenophorea; Peniculida; Parameciidae
Source: the annotation of a GenBank genome assembly
AUGAAUACAUAUGCUUUGAAAUUAUAAACAAAAGUAUAUAUCAUUGGAAGUCUUAUUUCAAUAGCAGCUGCCUAUGAUUAUCUACUUGAUGUUAGAUAUAUAAAUAAAGUUUAUGAUAUCAAAUAAGAAAUUAAUAAACCAGUUUUAGCUAUUUCCAAAAAAGUACAUAAAAUUGAACCAAAAAAAUUAAAAGAUUAGCUGAUUGUGAUGAUGUAAAUAUAUUUUUAAUUAAGACAUCCAUUAUCUUAAGAACAUAUUAUAACAAGAGUGGAAUUAGUAGAACAAGAUAAAUUAAUUCAUUAAGAAUAAAAUUCAUUAUUUGAAAUGCAACUUCCUUAAGGAACAUUUUAUGGAAGAAUAAAUGAGAAAAAAUUAAUGCAAAAUGAUUUUGGUAAUAUUCAAUCGCAAUCUUAAAUUAUUGGGAUUCCUUUUUUAUUAAUAUGA